UAGAUAGAUAGAUAGACAGACAGACAGACAGACAGAUAGAUGGAUAGAUAAAUAGAAUAUGGAAUGGGUUUAAAGUAACAUAGUUGAGAGUUACCUAUGGGCAAAGUAAAUAAAUAUUUAUAUAGUUUUCCUUCAUUUGAGAUUGUUCUUUUGGGGUCCCACCUAUAUUUUAUACAUAAUACAUUUCCCUGAUUUUCCUUUUUCCUGGAUUUUUCACCAUUUUUUUUUCUGCUCCCCUUAAAAACGUAAAAUGUUUGUUGUUCUACUGAAUAUAAACAGUCUGAGCCCUGGGUUGUGAGGGAGAAGCUACAGAAAGUUUCUGGUUUGGAUUCAGCUGCAAUUCGCAGAUUUUCCUGUAGGGGUCGCGCUCUGCCAACUCGGAGACGACACUUAUUUCCCAUAGGAUCCGGAUUAUUUUUUACAUUGACUCGGGCCUAAUCGUCAUUAUUUGUAACCAGAGAGCGGGGGAUUAACUCUUCAGGUCUCCAGUGAGAAUUUACGACUGGUCAACAAAAAGCACGUGAUUCCCAAACGCACCCCCACUCCCCAUAUUUGGCCUCAUCCAAAGCAGAGUAUGGGGAGAAUUGAUGAAUUGAUCAUAAACGCUGAGGCUCGGGGUGAUCCAGAAAUGAAAUGAGCCCAAUGAGUUGCUACUUUGUGAGCUCCAUGUCUGGCAUCUCCGACUUGUCUCAGUUAAAUGACGGGCCUGGAGGAGGAGGCGGCGGCGGUGUGUUUGGCUCAUACAGGGAGGCAGGAGGCCACAUGGAGCAGCUCGGGGCUUAUGGAUCCUAUAACUACACUGGCAUGGACCUGAGCCGGACAGCAGCUUCCAGCUAUGGGGGGGACAACUCAUUCCCAGGGUUCAGAGAAAACCACAGCUGCUCCCUUUCGACCCCCGACCCCCAUCCAACCCCCGACCCCCUUCCUUGUGCCAAAACCCACAAAUCAGAUCUGUCCCCCCCUUCCACCUCCGCCGGCUCCAGCGCCCAAUUCACAGAGACACAAGAAACUGAGACUGACCAAUCCGCCCCUAGAACUGGGGCUCCCCCCCGGGCUCUACAGGACAACUGCCCCCCAGGACACAACCCCCACAUCUUCCCCUGGAUGAGAAAACUGCACAUUAACCACGACAUGGCAGGUCCAGAUGGGAAGAGGGCGAGGACUGCUUACACCCGGUACCAGACGCUGGAGCUGGAGAAGGAGUUCCAUUUCAAUAGGUACCUGACCAGGAGAAGGAGGAUAGAGAUCGCCCAUGCCUUGUGCCUCUCCGAGCGGCAGAUUAAAAUCUGGUUCCAGAACAGGAGGAUGAAGUGGAAAAAGGACAACAAGCUGAAAAGCCUGAGCCUCGCCCCUGUCAGCAGCGCCUUCCAGCCCUGAGGGCUUUGCCAGGACUCCACCUUGGGCAUCUACAGGGCACUUGGCAUGUGAAGGGAACAGGACUAGUAGCCACUUCUCAUUUCUACUCGUCUCCCCAUGUCUCCCAGUAACGUCCUGAUUCUUUUGUGACACCAUGUUGCUGCUGCUGCUUUCGGAGGAGAUCGCAUGUUUUUUUCAGAGCCUUUAAAUGUUAUUCUAACUUAUUUAUAAUAAAAUUAACGAAUUUCAGUUUUUUUUUUUUCAGUUUACAAUUUUUACAUAUCGGUUUGUCGUUUUUCCUGUUGCAGAUGCGAAUUGAGACACUAAAAGGCUACACAGUUGUGUCUUCUCUAUUGUAAAGUUUGUGGUAUUGGUCAUGUUUACCCCCCACUUUAAUAGAACCCCCCAAAUACACACCUGAGAGCCCCACUAGACUGUACUCGGUGUUUUUGACCAAUUUAAAGGAGUGAGUGACUAGUAAUGUGUUUAAGGUCUGGCUGCCUGGAGAUCCCAGUCUACAUGGUUUUUGUACAAGUAGUAAUAAUAAAAUAUUAUGCUUUAAAA
This is a messenger RNA of Xenopus laevis (African clawed frog), 1920 nucleotides long. RefSeq names its product homeobox B5 L homeolog (gene hoxb5.L). The transcript is spliced from 2 exons. NCBI's taxonomy places the organism in Eukaryota, Metazoa, Chordata, Amphibia, Anura, Pipidae. The coding region runs from base 634 to 1377 and encodes 247 amino acids. The record is from RefSeq and is a predicted model, not a curated record.